Cotesia congregata is the source of this 1161-nucleotide messenger RNA. The record is from the annotation of a GenBank genome assembly. NCBI's taxonomy places the organism in Eukaryota, Metazoa, Arthropoda, Insecta, Hymenoptera, Braconidae.
AUGUGUACCGCGAUGAGUUACACAGCUUCUCAGGAGUCGGAUCUUUUUGAUGCCACCGUCUUCGAGGAAAUUGGCUCUCACGUAGAUUUAUCAAAUUUGCCGAUUCUGGAAAAUGAAGAGCAAGAAGUAAUGGAGAAAAAAUACCAAUUGAAUCCUACCCAGGAAAUGAACAAUUCUGGAGCGGGUCUAGCGAUUGACCCGCUGCAAUUUGGUCCGCUGUCCUCAGCACCAAUUAUUGAGGAAUUUCCUGGGAAAUAUAAUUUCGAGAUUCUUAUACCUCAGGGUAGAGGAAAAAGUAGUGUAUACUCCCAACUCUUGCGUAAAAUCUACAUCGACAUGGAACAACGGCAGCCAAUGAGGUUCCAGUGGUCACCACCAGUGGACAACCUAUACCUCCGCACAACCUUAGUCUACGCCGAAGACCGGUACCGAGGAGACCCAGUUCUGCGUUGCCACAACCACAUCGGAACAGACAGCCCAGCAAACAGGAACAUGUCAACAAUAAUCCUGAAGCAAGUAGUGCGUUGCAUCCACCCUCGCAGCUGCUACGAGGACAUCAACGGGCACAACUCCGUAACAAUUCCUCUGGGAACUCCUCAACCAGGUUGCAAUUACGUUCCUCUGGACUUCAUGUUCUAUUGCAAGAACAGCUGCUCCACUGGAAUGAACCGUCGCGCGACUCAGUUGGUCUUCACUUUAGAAACCGAGACAAGGGAAAUCGUCGGACGUCGUACAGUUGAAGUCCGAGUCUGCAGUUGUCCGAAGCGCGACAAGGAGAAAGAAGAAGAGACUUUUGCUUCUCGUGGGAAGAAACGCAAGAUGAAGAGGAUCCCUUCUCAUAAUAUCAAUAAUAUUAAUAUUAACACCAACGCUAGUCCUAAUAUCAAUACUAAUAAUAUUAAUUCCAUCAAUGGACUCCAAUCCCUCCCCUCUUUUGGCUCCUUGGUACCUCAACCACCUCCGGGAAAGAAACUCGCUCUUGCUAGGGACCAGUGCGUCAGUCUGAAUCUUAGGUUGCCUUCCAGGGAAAUCGCUAAAGCUGUCCUGGAAAGCGCUUAUAAUAUUCUCGCUGGAAGAGCUGCGCUUACUGGAGAUCACGCUUUUUUUUAUCCUUACAUGAAGGAAAUUCAGAAUACUAAUAAUUCUUUUGGGAAUGAUUAA